Ixodes scapularis (black-legged tick) is the source of this 1059-nucleotide messenger RNA. RefSeq names its product endothelin-converting enzyme homolog. The record is from RefSeq and is a predicted model, not a curated record. Gene Ontology annotation, molecular function: metalloendopeptidase activity. The coding region runs from base 1 to 1059 and encodes 352 amino acids. Lineage: Eukaryota; Metazoa; Arthropoda; Arachnida; Ixodida; Ixodidae. Gene Ontology annotation, biological process: protein processing. The transcript is spliced from 5 exons. Gene Ontology annotation, cellular component: plasma membrane.
AUGGAGUGGAUUUCAUUCAUCACCGUCGGGAGCUGGUUGUCGACCAUCGCCAGCCUCACGGGCAAUGUGUACAGCGGCCGAGAUCCCGUUCACGCUGAAGAAAAAGCACUGGGCACCAUCAAUGUUCUGCUGAGAGAAAUGGAUUUCAAGGACGUACACUUUCUGCUGGCUUUGGCCAUGCUGCGACUGCUGAUGCCUUUUGCCGACGGAAAUGUCUUUGCGUCCAAGCACCCAGACUCAGCUCCCGAAUGCGUGGCCAGGGUAGAGGCCAUCAUGGAGCCAGCACUGUGGGCACCGCACUUUUUCAACGAGACUUGGACUGACACUGUCGCAAUAGCCAAGCUGACAAUAUCCGAUCUCAGAAAUGCGCUCAGAAGUCGUUUGGAAAAGGCCGCAUGGAUGGACGUCGAUUCCCGGAAAUUCGCGCUGCGUAAGCUUGACAACACGGCCAUCUUCACAGGCUUCCCCGAUGCUGUUUCCGACGAGAAACGCCUGAACAAAUACUACGAGAAGUACCAGUGGGACGACGGGGAGUUCUUCAGACACUGGAUAAAUGGUGCCUUUGAACGGCAUCAGUCCUUGAUACACAAGCAGAACGACGUGUUCUUCAGCGUAAGCGCGCCUAGGGUGAUCUACGCGGAAAGUGCCAGCUGGGCCGCUGUUGCGCCCGCUCUUCUUCAGCCGCCGUUCUUCAUCAAGGACGGGCCGGAUUCAUUCAACUACGGCAGCCUUGGCCAGGUCCAGUAUCAAGGAGCGGAUGAUCCCGAAGAUUUGUUAGCCGAGAUCGAUUCGCUGAGCGUGGCAUACAAAGCUUUCCUAGAGCUUCCCGCGGACAAGAGAAGCGUGGUGCUGCCAGGACUACAGUUCAGCUCAAGCCAGAUUUUCUUCGUGGCUCACUGCGCCAAGAUGUGCGAGCUGAGUGAGGGCAUUGAGCACGGCCGCCUGACUUCCCGCACCAAGUGCGUCGUGCCCCUCAGGCACGAACCAAACUUCGCUCAUGCCUUCAAGUGCUACGCCGGCUCUCGCAUGAAUCCGGAACAGAAAUGUUCGGUGUGGUGA